CGCCCUCCAGCCCCACCGCCGUGCGAUCUGGCGGUCUCCCGAUCCCGUCCGUCCGCUCCCCACCCCCAAAGCCCUCCUCUUCCUCGUCCCCCCAGACCUCACCUCCCUAGUCCCGUCCCGAUUCCCGAACAAGAGCGAGGCCGCACUCCCCCACGAGUCCACUCUCCGACCGCACGCUCCGCGACGCGAUGGCCGCGCUCCGCCUCGCCUCCUUCACCCUCCGCCCCGCCGCCGCCGCCGCCGCCUCUUCCGGCGCGACUCCAUCGGCUCCCCGGUCCGCCUCUUUCUCCAGCGUGGCGCGGGGGCUCCCCUCCCUCCGCCUGGCCCCGCCCCGCCGCCGCCGCGGGGACCUCGCCAGGCCCCGCGCCGCGGCCGAGGCCGCGGCGGAGAGCUACGCGUCCGCGCUGUCGGAGGUGGCCGUCGAGAACGGCACCCUCGAGCAGACGGUCUCCGACCUCGAGAAGCUGGAGAAGAUCUUCGCCGACGAGGCCGUCGCCGAGUUCUUCGACAACCCCACCGUCCCGCGCGAGGAGAAGGCCGAGCUCAUCGGCGAGAUCGCCAAGUCGUCCGAGCUGCAGCCGCACGUCGUCAACUUCCUCAACGUCGUCGUCGACAACUUCCGCGCGUCCAUCGUGCCGCAGAUCGUCGUCGAGUUCGAGAACGUCUACAACUCGCUCACCGGCACCGAGGUCGCCACCGUCACCUCCGUCGUGCAGCUCGAGUCGCAGGACCUCGCGCAGAUCGCGCAGCACGUCCAGAAGAUGACCGGCGCCAAGAACGUCCGCCUCAAGACGCAGCUCGACCCGGCGCUCAUCGCCGGCUUCACCGUGCAGUACGGCCGCGACGGCUCCAACUUGAUCGACAUGAGCGUCCGGAAGCAGAUCGAGGAGAUCGCGUCCGAGUUCGAGUUGCCCGCCGUCCCGCUCGAAGUCUGAGGCCGGCUUGAGGCGUCCAUCCUCGCCCUCGAAGCUAUAGGAUUCAUAUUUGAAUGAAUGGUGAAUACACUGCAUACCGGAUUCAAGAAAUUUGGUUUCAAAUAAGGAAAGUGAUAGAAAUGAGGAGGAUGUGACCAUAAAUUUCACAUGAACGGUGUAGGAAGUAGAGAAACUAGUGUCCAGUUCCUAUAACUGCAGUGCUCCCUUGGAACGCAACGCAGGAAUUUCGAGUUUCACAAGCAAAAACAUCCCGCAUUCCAAAGAGGGCAUUAAACGGUUCGAAAUGAUGUGAUUAUUCUUCAGCAGAAAGAAGAAUGUACAGAAUGCUCACACAAGUAAUCCAUUCCCAUAUAUCGACCAAAACGCCCAAGAUUCUUACUUGGAUAUUCCAUCCAGGCUUGCAAUCAAAAUUUACAAACUUCCCUAGAGCUGCAGAAUUGCCAAUUUGUUCGGGAAUUAAUCUGAUCUGGAAUGGUUUUCCAUCUUUGCAGCUGCUACUGUCUCAAGGAACCAAGCGGGAAUGUUGGCCCUGUCCCCUUCAGUCACUCAGACCUGCGGAUCAACGGUGGUGGCUCCAAAUCUCCGAUACAUAUAUGAACGGACCCUAUUUUUGUGCGUUUCGGUUGGCGGGAACCUCUGUAGUUCUUUCUCCUUUUUUUUCCUGUGGUUGACAGACACAGACAGACACUGUAAUAUGUUUUAAAACACUCAUCUAUAUAGCUGAGUGUGCACCUCUUCUCUCAAUCGUAUAUACAAGCUGAGAUAGAGUCAUGGGAUGA
Zea mays is the source of this 1714-nucleotide messenger RNA. RefSeq names its product ATP synthase delta chain, chloroplastic. Gene Ontology annotation, cellular component: membrane. Gene Ontology annotation, biological process: proton motive force-driven ATP synthesis. Gene Ontology annotation, molecular function: proton-transporting ATP synthase activity, rotational mechanism. The coding region runs from base 189 to 935 and encodes 248 amino acids. The record is from RefSeq and is a predicted model, not a curated record. Lineage: Eukaryota; Viridiplantae; Streptophyta; Magnoliopsida; Poales; Poaceae. The transcript is spliced from 2 exons.